This is a messenger RNA of Coregonus clupeaformis (lake whitefish), 735 nucleotides long. Its product is annotated as protein shisa-like-1a. The record is from RefSeq and is a predicted model, not a curated record. Bases 1 to 735 code for a protein of 244 amino acids. The transcript has 5 exons. Lineage: Eukaryota; Metazoa; Chordata; Actinopteri; Salmoniformes; Salmonidae.
AUGUCUUUAGGCAUCACCCGGACCGUCCUGCACCCUGCAGCCAUGACAAGAGAGGGCAGGAGGCGGAGCACGCUGCCUGAGGCAAAGCUGUCCCCCCUGCUGCCCAUCCAUGUGGAUCCAGAGAUGAUAAUGUAUCACCGCUGGUCCUUCAACGUCCUGGUGGUCAUCUUCCUUCUGCUCUCCACCGCAGCUCUCUCCGCACACUUCCGGGUGUGCGAGCCAUACUCCGACCACAAGGGGCGCUACCACUUUGGGUUCCACUGCCCGCGUCUCUCGGACAACAAGACCUACAUGUUCUGCUGUCAUCAUAACAACACUGCCUUCAAGUACUGCUGCAAUGAGACAGAGUUCCAGAACUUCAUGCAGCUCAACCUCACCACCAGCUCUGAUGGCUUCUCACACAAUAACUACACAGCUCUGAUCGGCGUAUGGAUCUAUGGUUUCUUUGUCAUGGUACUACUUGCCUUAGACUUUCUCUACUACUCAGCUAUGAACUAUGACCUCUGCCGGGUCUAUCUGGAAAAAUGGGGUCUGGGUGGUCGGUGGUUGAAGCAGGCAAGCAGCCAGUGGCACGUACAGACCCAAGCCCAGGACGGAGAGCAGUCCCAGAGGCAGAGAAGCACGGACCCCCCUGGACCACACCACCAUCACCACCCCAGACACAGCCUCAGAGGAGAGAGAGGAGAGGCACAGAGCCCCACGCUACACAGCUUUCCGACCUCCACAGCCUGGUAA